AUGGAUAGAUUGCUUGACGUACAGACCGACAAGAUGAUCGGUACGGUCUCGGUAGUCCUAGUCAUCAGCAUAAUUUUCAACAAACUUUUCGAAAGGUUCUCAUCUGAAGGGAAGUUCUGGAAUGAUCAGCCAUGGACUGGUUUACGGCCAGAAUGGCUUGCUGGAGCGAGGGCUUAUUUUCGGUCCUUCGUCAGUGUUCGUGACAUGUUGGAUGACGGAUAUCAUAAAAAGCAAGCCUUCGCUCUGCCCAUGUUCGGAGGCAAGCCGUGGCUGGUGCUUCCACCCGGUGCUGCAAAGGAGUUCAUCUCAAAAUCUGACGCAGAUCUGGAUGCGGAUUUGAUUCAUAUUCAACAACUGCAGGUGAAAUAUACCCUUGGACCAAAGGGCAUUCAUAUUAUGAAACGCCCGCUUCAAUUUGAUGUGCUACGGCGCCAGGUGACACGAAAACUGCCUCUAUUAACCAAUUCUGUGUACGAUGAGCUUGACCCAGGCUUCAAGCAGUAUUGGGGAACAAAUACAAAGGACUGGACCGAGGUGGAAGCAUUUCCAACUUGCCUCAGGCUUGUCACUCGUGCCGCGAACAGAGUGUUUGCAGGAUCGGAGAUCUGCCGUGAUGAGCGAUUUCUGGAGCAUUCAAAACUGUAUACGCAGGGGUUGGUAUUUGUCGCAAUGGCACUGCGUCUUGUACCCAACUUUCUCAAACCGGUUAUUGCUCCACUUCUCACACUGCGCAGCAACAUGCAUUUUCGCAUCUGUCUCGAGAUCUGUGGCCCAGUGAUCGGCGAUCGCAUUCGAAAUACCAAGGAAAAGCUCGAGAACCCAUCUUAUGGCUGGGAGCCACCGAUCGAUGCCCUGCAAUGGCUCGUGGAAGAGUGUAUCAGGACAAAAGAUCACACGGAACUGGAACCGGCACUCAUCACGCGCAGUUUGCUCCUGUUGAAUGCGGUGGCGAUUCACACAACAUCGAUCAGUAUUACCCAUGCGAUCUUGAACAUCAACACUUUCGAGCACUCGGCGGAAACCAUUGCUGGUCUGCGAGAGGAAUGUGACCGAAUCCUGAAAGAGAGCGGUGGGAUAUGGACGAAGUCGGCAUUAAACGAUUCUUUGCGUCUGGAUUCAACAAUUCGAGAAUCAAUGCGGUACGAUGACCUAGAGCAUUUGUCAGUCGGCCGUAUGGUGGUAAACCCAGGCGGCGUCAGCACCCAGGUAGACGAUGACAGAUCGUCACCCCUUGAAUUCCAACCCUCCGAUCCACGGGAGGAGUUCCUCAAGCAACAGCAGCAAAAAGAAGCGCGGCCAUCGAACAGCGAAGACUUAGCUCGGCAUCAAACGGCGCUGGACUUGAAGACGACCUCUCUCGUCACCACCAGCGACGCCUUUCUAGCAUUUGGGCACGGACGGCACGCCUGUCCCGGUCGCCUUUUCGCAGCGCAGGAGAUGAAGCUGAUGCUGGCAGAAUUACGAUAUAGAGAAAAUGGCGGAGAAGCCUGUUGGCUCAAUGUUGAUGUGCACCAAUGUUCCGAGUGA
Messenger RNA from Talaromyces rugulosus, 1527 nucleotides. RefSeq lists its product as uncharacterized. The transcript is spliced from 4 exons. NCBI's taxonomy places the organism in Eukaryota, Fungi, Ascomycota, Eurotiomycetes, Eurotiales, Trichocomaceae. The record is from RefSeq and is a predicted model, not a curated record. Gene Ontology annotation, molecular function: heme binding; iron ion binding; oxidoreductase activity, acting on paired donors, with incorporation or reduction of molecular oxygen. Bases 1 to 1527 code for a protein of 508 amino acids.